AUGCCAGUGACGCCAACCAUGGAGAUCGACCUGCACGACGUGCGCGCGGCGCGCGUGCUGGGCCGCGGCGCCAUGGGCACGGUCUUCCUCGCCAUGGACGGCGCCGACGGGGAGGCCUACGCGCUCAAGGUCUUCGACAAGCGCUGCUCCCCUGCGGCGGCGUCGAGGCCGGCCGCGGGCGCCGACGCGGCGCGGCGCGCGCGGUGGGAGGUGUCCGUGCUGUCCAGGCUCGCGCACCCGCACCUGCCGUCCCUGCUCGGGUGCGCCGAGACGCCCGACCUGCUGGCGUGGGCGCUGCCCUACUGCCCCGGCGGGGACCUCAACGAGCUCCGCCACGCGCAGCCCGACCGCGUGUUCUCGCCCGCGGCCAUCCGGUUCUACGUUGCCGAGGUGGUCUCCGCGCUCGCCGUGCUCCACGCCGCCGGGAUCGCGUACCGCGACCUCAAGCCCGAGAACGUGCUCCUCCGCGCCGACGGCCACGUCAUGCUGACCGACUUUGACCUCUCACGGCAGCUCCCGCCCAGGUCCCCCUCCGCGUCCACGUCCACGUCCACCUCGUCGUCGUGCUCGGCGACAUCGUCGCCGCCGCCGCCGCCUCAGGCCCAGAGUCACGGACGGAGCCAGUACCACCACGUGAAGAACAUCUUCAAGAGGAGCGAGUCCGCGGUGACCGCGUCUACUUCCGGACAGGAGGAACCGCGCAACCUCGCCUGGUACCUGGACAGAAGCAUCGACGGCGGCGUCGACCAGAUCAAGAAGGCGAAAUCGGCCAGGGUGUCGCCGAUGGACCGCGGCAAGAAGCUCUCGAGCUUCUGCUCCGCCGCAGCAGGGGAGCGGUCGUUCUCGUUCGUGGGCACGGAGGAGUACGUGGCGCCGGAGGUGGUGCGCGGCGACGGGCACGAGUUCGCAGUCGACUGGUGGGCGCUCGGGGUGCUCGUCUACGAGAUGUGCCACGGGCGGACGCCGUUCCGGGGCCGGAACCGGAAGGAGACGUUCCGGAACGUGCUGCUCCGGGAGCCAGAGUUCACGGCGGACGCGCGGCGGCGGUGGCCGGAGCUGACGGACCUCAUCUUGCGCCUGCUGGAGAAGGAUCCUGCGCGGAGGCUGGGUUUCGCCGGCGGCGCCGACGAGGUCCGAGCGCACCCGUUCUUCGCCGGGGUGGCGUGGGACCUGCUCGGGGAGGUGUCCCGGCCGCCCUACAUCCCUGCGCCGGCCGAUGACAUUGUCUCCUGCGAUGGGUUCAGCGUGGUGGAGUACUUCGAUAAGCUUCACCAGCCUCCGCGGUCGCCGGCGGAGCACUCGCCCGAGGAAGACCUCAUGCCGGAGUUCUGA
Molecule: messenger RNA, 1332 nt
Organism: Miscanthus lutarioriparius
Lineage: Eukaryota; Viridiplantae; Streptophyta; Magnoliopsida; Poales; Poaceae
Source: the annotation of a GenBank genome assembly